AGCGCGGCACUACAGGUUACAGAAAGCACAGUCAGAGGUACUACAAAUACACAAGACAAAACAGCUUUUAAUUUUUUGCACAUGUGUAACUUUAUUGGUUGCUCAAGUGAGACGUGCCUGUUUUUAAAGUAGUCGUGUGUCUGUUGUUGUGUUCCUGAAAGACAAAGAUCAGGGCUUAAACCACAACAACAGUUCGUGUUGUCGUAGCAGUAGACAUCUUCACUUACGUUUACAGGCACCCAGUUAAAAAACAUUCAGUAUUUCUACCAGACAACAACCUCGUUUGCUUCCAGUGAUGUCAAGUUGCUCAACUAUCCAUUUAACCUUGCCGCAGUGGGACGGAGGCUCACGGAAAAUUCGCUUUAUUUACUUGGUGAAUCUGACAUCGUUCAGGUUGACGGGGUGUUCCGACAAGGGUCCAUUGACUCCUCUUUAUUUGGGGGCUGACCUCCUCUCCCACACUGACAUCCGCUCAGAGAACCAUCCCAGAUACCAUGCCAAGUUUGCAAAGAAAGGACUUGCCACGAAAAUAAUUUUUUCUUCAGCCUUCAGGUUCAGUGGGUUGAAGGUCCCUACGUCAAAUAACAGCCUGUGGUUCUACAGCGUUCAGGGACUUUUUCGAGUAGCCUUUGAAAUGUACAGCAGGCAAGAGCAGCUUGCAGUACUGGAGAACUUCCAGGACGUUUGGAAAUCACAGAUAAAUGACAGUCCUCUGAAAAUGAGUUACAACCUCAGCACGCAGUUUGACUGUUUGGAAUCAGGGAAUGAAAUGCCACAGCCUUAUUAUCACCAGGUUGACAGGGAACUGGUAGAUGCGUGUGUUGGCGGCACAGCUGAUAAAUCUGCGGACCAUGAUUAUUGUUCCUUUCCCAAGCAGAGACUGCAAACUGAACACAGUCAACUUACCGUAUCGACGGUGAGACAAAAAUUACACAGCAUGGAUGACCAGCUCUCCCGUGAACCUCAGAGCUGCACAGAACAGCUGGAGACCGCCUUGCUGCUUUUGGAGAACACUGAUCGGUACUUAAAUGGGAAACUAGAAGAAAAGGACGUGACUGAAAUUGUGUCAGCGCUGCUGAAGGCAAGAGAUUGGGCUAAAGACUCCGUGUAUUCAAGUCCACUGCUUAGCUGUAUAGGACGUUGGCUUGGUCAACAGUUUCAUGCAGCCAACAGCAGCAUCAGCCAGAAAGUGGAGGGCUUUAAAGUUCAGCACAUUGAGCGAAUUAGUGAUUUGCCACCUGCUGAGGAACUAGCCACAGAACUGUUCCCUGAAGCCAUGCAGACGCUGAUGCUUCACUGGAUGGGCUUGAGCGAGGAGUCCAGCCUGGAGAAGAGACAUAGCGAAUACCCAAUCCUGCUUCUUAUCCUGGAGUUUGCCAACCACAACCUCAUCACUGGCGUAGCUCAUGUGCUGUACUCGAGCCUCAUAUGCAAGUAACAGUGGAAUCAGUCGUAAGAAGCCACUGCCAUGACGUAAUACUGUUUUCAUGAAAGGGUGCACAAGGGUCUGCAACAAUGCUUCGGUAGGUGGUGCAUCCACAGCAUCUGAGAUCGCACAGCAGAACGUCCUGGUGCUACUUUUCCUUCCCUUGGACCAGUUUUGAGGGUUAGUGACCACGAGAAAUGAAGAGCUGCAGUUCUGGAGAUACACUGACCAUUUGUUCCUUGUCAGAGUUGCUCAAAUCCUUCCACUUUCCCUGCUUCUAACAGACUUUUAGGAUAAAAUAUUCACUUGCUUCCCAAUACAUUCCUCCUUCUACCAUGAUAAUGAGUCAAUCAAUGUUACUGACUUCACCUGACAGUGGUCAUGUUGUGACCGAUUAGUGUAUUUUUCUAUACAAAUACCGACAGAAAUGCAAUCCAACUUUUCCAGUGUUCUAAUAAACGUGGAUUCUAGUGAUUUA
Messenger RNA from Mugil cephalus (flathead mullet), 1904 nucleotides. RefSeq lists its product as uncharacterized. NCBI's taxonomy places the organism in Eukaryota, Metazoa, Chordata, Actinopteri, Mugiliformes, Mugilidae. The coding region runs from base 296 to 1438 and encodes 380 amino acids. The record is from RefSeq and is a predicted model, not a curated record. The transcript is spliced from 4 exons.